CUAGGCCUGUGUAUGGCCUUCAAUUGAAGCGCUUUCUUCUGCUCCGCCACUCUGCCAUUGGACUCUUGAUAGUCGUCUCCCCACGCUGCUGGCUGGGGGGACUUUUUAAAUCAUAGGCCUCUGUAUGGCCUUCAAUUUUAGCUGCUUACGCUCCGCCACUCUGCCAUGGGCCCCUGUACCGCCUCCUCAUGCUGCUGCCAGGCCCGUAAUCUGUCAUGGGCCCCCUGUACCGCCUCCUCAUGCUGCUGCCAGGUCCAGAGUGUCUCAUGGGUCCCUGUACGGCCUCCCAUUGCUGCUGUCUCCAUCGCCACACUCUGCCAUGUGCCACUUUCAGGUAUCCUCACACUGCUGGGGUGCUGUAUGGCCUCCCAUUGCUGCU
This is a messenger RNA of Staurois parvus, 379 nucleotides long. Lineage: Eukaryota; Metazoa; Chordata; Amphibia; Anura; Ranidae. The record is from the annotation of a GenBank genome assembly.